AUGAUGGAAAGUAAAGAAGACAAGAAAUCUUCGGCAACGUCACACUCACACCUGACCCGUCCUGAGUUCGAGUUAAUAGUAGAAGGAGAUAAUGGAGGCGCUGCAUAUGACAGCGAAGAUAACCUCCAGACCGCCGCUGAUUGCAUUCGAAUGAUGGAAGGCGUAAGAGACGAAGCAGAUCUCACAGAGAUCAUGGAAAAAUUCCGAAGAAAGACUGAAAAAGGAGAAAUGACCGGUCUUUCCAGCACAGCUACAACAGUGUCAUCUUCAAUGGCAUCUCAAUGGAUUAACCAUAUGAAACGAAGCUUUAAAAGGCAUGCUAUCGCUCUUUCUGAAGAACAGCAAGGCGUUCUGAAGAAGAUGGUGAACGAGCAUGGCUCAACGGAUCUAGCGAUUCGAGAUAUCCUGAUGCUCUACAGCCGUGGUCUCGAAGCUCAUCACGAUGGAUGUUAUCGAGAAAUGUUUCAUCGCAUUCGACCAUGUAUUCCAUAUUUCAACACGAAUGUUCUUGUCUGGAUUCGAGUGUCAGAAGCGCUCAUCUAUGAAUUCUACGAAGAAGUAUGGGAAUUCAAGGACAGUUACAAGCGCCUUUUUGCGGGUUGUGAUCGACGAUAUGUCGCCUCCCUACGCCGGCGAUGCAACGAACUCAAAGCUCGCCAUCCUGACAUGAAUCUAAGAUUCGCUGAAACAGCCACGCUGAUGACUUUCGCUUUAGCAAAGCAUUCAAGCAGGGAGCCUGUUCACUAUGCAGCUGCCACCCUUCAUGGAUUUCUGCUACUUAAACUGAAGAAGUAUACUGAGGCGAUAGAAACAGUCAACUUCAUAUUGAUGAAAUACGACAAAACUGGCGAAUGUGUGGACAGUCUGACGCUUCUACUCACCUACAAAGCCGAGGGAAUGAUUGGGAUAGGGAGAUACAACCGAGCAAUCGAAUAUUGUCUACGAGUUGUUGCAACGACGACGACAGUCAGAGCAAAACAUCGUGCACUCAUGUUGAUAACCAUGGCAUAUAUGCGGAAGAACAACUUCAAGAAGGCCCACGAAUAUGUAAUUUUACUUUUGAGUGACGGACAACUCGACGAGAACAUGCUUGAGAACGUAGCUCUACUCGGGCUGAACUUGGCCCAUUUAAUGGGAAACAUGGAAUUAUUUAAGAGAUUCGAGAAAAUGCUUCAACGAAUCGUAUACUAA
Messenger RNA from Caenorhabditis remanei, 1191 nucleotides. RefSeq lists its product as uncharacterized. The record is from RefSeq and is a predicted model, not a curated record. Gene Ontology annotation, molecular function: protein binding. NCBI's taxonomy places the organism in Eukaryota, Metazoa, Nematoda, Chromadorea, Rhabditida, Rhabditidae. Bases 1 to 1191 code for a protein of 396 amino acids. The transcript has 5 exons.